AUGGAUACUUUCAUUAAUACCAUCAUGAGAUUUCUUGCCAACAUUGCUCAAGAUCCAAGCCUAUCCUCAGAACAAAGGGAGCAGGCCACCUACAUUAGCAUUUCAUUCUUUAUGCACAAGAACAUUUGUCGUCUCAUGGCCCAGGUUACUGCUCUUACCAGAGGCGAAGUUAUGAUUCAUCCGUCUCAUCGAAUUAAUACUUUGGCCGAAGAUACAAAUACGCCUGCCCGCCGUCAUAACAAAUUUCUGCUGCCCGUCAUCACUGACCAUCGGAUUACUCCCACCAUUGCCGAUAUUGAGGGUCACCCUAUCGAGCUCAUUAGCAUCCUUGACCCUGCCAUUGAGCGUUCUCUAAGAGGUGAAAAGAGACUCAGGUUCCACCAAGCUCUUCUUUCUAUGGAGAAGAAGGCAAAUGAUGACCUUGCCCGGUGCACCAGGAAAUAUGGCUAUCACUUCAUUUUCAGGGCUGGCCUUCAGGAGUACUACAUGACGAAAACUGUCGUUGAAAGGGUUAGCUUUUGGAGACCUGAUCCACGAGGAGACGAGUAUCGAGUCCGAGCCCAGAAGAUUUGUUAUGAGGCUAUGGAAUUUCGUCUCCGCUUAGAUGAUGCGGAAAAGAACGUCCUCGUGCAGGCUACUCGUUGCGCUCCCGAAGAUGCUUACGCAUUUUGGGACUGGUUGGAAAAAUAUCGUGUCUCUUACCGAGCAAUGAAGACUUGCCUUGCAUUGUUGAACAAACUUGAAAAGCACUAG
Messenger RNA from Aspergillus tanneri, 753 nucleotides. RefSeq names its product putative mating locus protein (gene MAT1-2-4). The transcript has 4 exons. The coding region runs from base 1 to 753 and encodes 250 amino acids. Lineage: Eukaryota; Fungi; Ascomycota; Eurotiomycetes; Eurotiales; Aspergillaceae. The record is from RefSeq and is a predicted model, not a curated record.